GGAUGAGCACCGCGGCCCUGCGGUCCUUCGGCAGCUCCGGCACCCCGGUGCUGGCCGAGUGCCCUCGGAACGAUGACGAACGGGAGAGGCGGCAGCGCCGGCGCUCCAAAGCCACCGACCUCCACCUCAGCAGCACUGACUCGCCGCGGGGCCUCGCCUCACCCAGGCAGGCGCAGGCAGGCCCGCAGUGGAGCCACAGUCAGAUCGCGGAUCACUACAGCACCUGCAUCAAGCUCUCCACCGAGAACAAAAUCAACACGAAGAAUGUCUUCGGCUUACACCUGAUAGACUACAUGACAGAGAUCCUGAAACAGAAGGACUCUGAAAGGACCAACUUCAAGGUAGCAGCGGGCACGAUAGAUGCCAGUGGCAAGAUUUACUCCGUGCGUGUGGAUACGAUUCAUGUGGAUGUGUACAAAGUGCUUGGAGGCUUGAACAAGGACACAGCACCCAAAAACUCUGUAGACAGCCCAGGAGAAGAAGACAGUCAAGCUCCUGAGGUUGUCAAGAGAGUUCAGGCAAAGAAAAAGCACUCGUUCAAAACCAUCGAGACGAACCUGAGCAACAUCAACGUGUCGGAGGCUAGUCGCAGAUGUGAGAUUGAUCCCAUGUUCCAGAAAACAGCAGCAUCAUUCGAUGAGUGCAGCACAGCUGGAGUUUUCCUCACUGCGCUGCGUACCCAGGACUGCCACUGUGAGCUGCUCUUCGACUCGGAGAUCAUCCCUCUUCCUUCCUCAGAGACCCUCACACUGCCAAACACCAACCCUGUGAAAGUGAUGGAUUUAAAGCCCCUUCUAGCACAGUGCACUGAAAAACGCCCCAUCUGCUCUUCACUGGCUGGUUUCCAGUUUACAAAGUGGGAUGCUGAAUCCAACGAUGAGUCAGUGUCAGCCCUGUUGGAUAAAUUCAAGAAGAGUGACCAAGUGUUUGAUAUCAACGCAGAGGUAGACAGUGAUGUGGAAGACUGUGCUCCCAUCCUGCCAGGUGAUGACUUCAAUUCUGACUCCCCCAGGAACACACCAAUAGACAAGAUUGGGGAAUUCAGAGAAAACGUCAACUCCUUUGGAACAGUCUCCCAGAGGACCGGAACUGACACAGCCUCUUUUGGAACGGGAGACGUCGGGACCAUGUGCCAUUAUGUUUCCAUGAAACCAGGGGAAUAUUCCUACUUCAGUCCCCGGACUCUGUCGAUGUGGGCUGGCCCAGAGCACUGGCGCUUCAAACCUCGGCACAAGCUGGCUGAGUCUGAAAAAGCGACCAGGAAAAGGAAUGCAAAGAAAGCGUUUGAAAUAGACUUUGAUGAAGACAUUGACUUUGAGGUGCAUUUCCGUAAGACCAAGGCACCUGUAACUCUAGCCAAAUCCAUUCUGGAAAGCCAGAACGUGAAGAGCACCACGCUUCCCACAGACUUCCACUAUGACCCUAACACCAUUCUCCAGCUGUACCUCAAACCAGCUUUUAAGUUCUGCAGGAUGCCUCAGCCAGAAAGUUCCUUGGAUCAUGAAGAUGUCGUCGGCGAGUACGACUACAACAACCCCAAUGACACCUCCAACUUCUGCCCUGCAGUGCAGUGUGCUGACAGCGAUGAUGACAAUGACCCAGUUCAGUUCACGGGCCUGACAGGGGAGUUCAACCUUACUGCCCAUCCUGAGGUUCCAGAAGCUGAGCUCAACAGGCUUGUCGAUAUCACAACAUAUGGAGAGCUGAACCUCAUUGCUGAGCCCCAGAAGAUCAACAAGAUAGCAAUUCAGUAUGCAAAGACAGCCAAGAAAAUGGACAUGAAGACAUUGAAGAAGAGCAUGUGGAACCUCUUGACUGAUGGAAGGGGGAAAGAAACAGCAGCAGCAGAGAUGAAGGAUGCAGAGAAAGAGGAGGAUGCCUCAACAAUAGUAGAAGAGAAGGUCUUCAGCAGCAUCACAAAGGAUCUGUUUCACAGGCUGCCUUCCAGGAUGGCUAAAAACCUGUCUGUCCCCUUAGCCUUCGCCUGCCUCUUGCAUCUAGCAAAUGAGAAGAAUCUGAAGCUGGAGGGCACAGAGGACUUGUCUGAAGUCUUGGUGAAAAAAGACAACUGAGCCCUGUGUGCUCAGCUCCUCAGCUGGCUGGUGCUCUCUGGACUCUCAUCAGUGGUAGGCUUUUCUCCUCCAGCACUGUUGCUGUGAAACCUCACUGGUCUCUGCGCUCCCAGAAGAGUUUAAAUCAAGGAUGUCCUACCUAAACUUAGGACCCAUACAGAGCGAUGGUUGCAGCUCUGCCAUCUUCAAUCCAUCAGUUCUUUCCUGGGUCUGGGUAGUGAAGUUCCUCCAUCUCACUGUGAACCGAAAGGCUCCUCUGUGUCACUCAACGUACAUGGACCGUUACCAGGUCUCCACUUCCUCCUGUUCCUGUCCUGUUCAUCCCAGAAAACGAUUUACUUUUUAUACUGAGCUUAAAGGUAAUAAAUAAAUUGCUACAGACUUUGCA
Molecule: messenger RNA, 2460 nt
Organism: Pezoporus flaviventris
Lineage: Eukaryota; Metazoa; Chordata; Aves; Psittaciformes; Psittacidae
Gene: NCAPH
Product: non-SMC condensin I complex subunit H
Exons: 17
Coding region: 3-2072 (689 amino acids)
Biological process (GO): mitotic chromosome condensation
Cellular component (GO): condensin complex
Molecular function (GO): chromatin binding
Source: RefSeq, a predicted model, not a curated record